AUGAUAAAAACAGACGAAAUCAUUGUUUAUACGAACAGUCGUAAUGGACUUGGAAUACGAAUUUUAGGUGCUAAAAGAGCUAAAAAUAAAUCAGGUAUUUUUAUAAGAGAAUUACUUAAUGAUGGAUUAGCACAAAGAGAUGGACGAUUAAAAGUUGGUGAUCAAAUUCUAUCAAUAAAUAAUGAAACAGCUAUAGGUAUUAAUCGUAAACAAGCUAUUAAUAUUCUUCGUUCAGCAGCCGUAACAAAUCAAGUUCGUCUUCAUAUUCAACAUUUUAUUCCACCAUUAUCAUCAAAUCAAUAUAAACAAUUAUUAAAUGAUGAAAAAUCAACUGAUGAUGAUGAUGAUGAUGAUAAUGAUGAUAAUGAUGAUAAUAUUCAUCGAAUUGCUAAUUAUAAUAUAAAUAAAAAUAAAGAUAAUGAUCAUAAUAUAAGUUUAACAACAGAAAAUGAAGUUGAAAUGCGACGUUCAUCUCGAAAACAUCAUAAAGAGCAACAUCGACAUAGUGUAUCAAAUAUAUCAUUUGAAAAUAAAAAUAAUCAACAAGAAAAAUGUAAAAAUGAUAAAAUGUUAAAAGGACUUGAUGUUUCAGAUGAUGCUCUUGAAUCCUUACUUAAUUCAAGAUUUAAAUUAAUUGAUCUUAUUGAUUUAUUGAAGAAAACUAAUCCGAAAUUAUUAUUCAAUGAUCAAAAAAGAGAAUCAUUAUUUAUUCAACAAUUAUCUCAGACAACUACAGAUGGUCGAAUAAUAUUAAAAGAUUUUGAACGACAAUCAAGUGUUAUUUUUGGUCAACGUAUAAAUCUUCUAUUACCAUUUUAUUGUUCAUCAAAAAGAAGUUCAAUUAGAAAUGAUAAUAAACUUGUUAUUGAACUUCAUCGUGAAAUAGAUUUAUUUCGUUCAAAAAUUAAUGAACUUCAAGCACAAAUAAUAACUUGUGAAAAAUCCCAACGUUUAUCUGAACAAGUUGAAAUUGAAUAUGAAGAUUUACUUAAAUUUGUUUAUGAACAAUUAAAUCAAUAUAAAUUAAAUGAAAUAAAUCAAUUAAAACAAAUACAAGCAAAUAAACAAUUAAUAGAAAAAUUAUUUAAUUGUUUAUCUCUUUAUAUAAAUCAAUCAAAAGAUGAACAUAUUUUAUCAAAACUUAAAUAUGAAUAUGAACAACAAUUUAAAGUUUUACCAUCAUCUUAUCAACAAAAUAGUUUUGAACCUUUUAUUUUAUCGAAUAAAAAAUAUCAACAACAUAUUUAA
Rotaria sp. Silwood2 is the source of this 1248-nucleotide messenger RNA. Lineage: Eukaryota; Metazoa; Rotifera; Eurotatoria; Philodinida; Philodinidae. The record is from the annotation of a GenBank genome assembly.